This is a messenger RNA of Ipomoea nil (Japanese morning glory), 1372 nucleotides long. Its product is annotated as SNAP25 homologous protein SNAP33-like. Gene Ontology annotation, molecular function: SNAP receptor activity. NCBI's taxonomy places the organism in Eukaryota, Viridiplantae, Streptophyta, Magnoliopsida, Solanales, Convolvulaceae. Gene Ontology annotation, cellular component: plasma membrane; SNARE complex. The record is from RefSeq and is a predicted model, not a curated record. The transcript has 6 exons. The coding region runs from base 243 to 1160 and encodes 305 amino acids.
ACAAAGAAGACCAUAACCCAGUCAACCAACUCCAUUGUAUUCUUUCUUACCUCAACUCCUCCUAGGAUAUCGCCCAUAUAGACGUUUCCAUCAUCUUGAAUUUUAGCAUCCAAAGUCAGUCGUCUAGCUUUUCUCCCAUUGUUGAGAGUGGAGGACUGGAGGCGUUAAUCCAUAGAUAUCUUCUUUGAGUACUAGUGACAGUCCAGUACUCCAAUCUGAUCCUGAAUAUAUUGUAACUGAAAAUGUUUGGUCAUAAGAAGUCCCCUUUGCAUGGGAAUUCUAAGAGCCACUCCAUCGUUCCUGGAUCUAACUCGACUUCAAACCCUUUUGAUUCUGACGAUGAGUGUGAUAAGAAGCAGAAUGUUAAGCAAUCGAGGACUUCUUCCGAGCCUACUCCUGUUACUCUGAAUACUAGUACUAACCCCUUUGAUGAUGAUGAAGCUAAAGGGAAAUCAUCGUCCUCGUCCUCAUCCACAUACUCCUUUACAACCGAGAGAAACAGGUACAAGAAUGAUUUCAGAGAUUCGGGUGGGUUAGAGAAUCAGUCUGUUCAAGAACUGGAGAACUAUGCUGUCUACAAAGCCGAGGAGACUACAAACGCUGUUAAUGGGUGUCUGAAGAUUGCAGAAGACAUGAGGGAGGAUGCAACUAAGACUUUAGUCACUCUACAUCAUCAGGGCGAGCAAAUUACUAGGACUCAUAUGACUGCAGCUGACAUUGACCAUGAUCUUAGUCGGGGUGAGAAACUUUUGGGAAGUCUCGGAGGCAUAUUUUCGAAGACAUGGAAGCCUAAGAAGACUCGUCCAAUUUCAGGCCCUGUUAUUACAAGAGAUGACCCAGUUCAAAGGAGGGGUAACCAUUUGGAGCAGAGGGAAAAAUUGGGAUUGAAUUCUGCACCCAAGGGGCGGUCAAGCAGCCGAACUCCUCCUCCUGAACCAACUAAUGCACUGCAGAAAGUCGAGGCGGAGAAGGCAAAGCAAGACGAUGGGCUAUCAGAUCUUAGUAAUAUCCUGGGGGAGCUCAAGGGCAUGGCACUUGACAUGGGCGCUGAAAUUGAAAGGCAAAACCAUGCUAUGGAUCAUCUUCAGGAUGACAUUAUAGAGCUCGAUUCCAGAGUUAAAGGGGCUAACCAACGAGGCCGACGUUUGCUUGGAAAGUAGAGCCAUUGUUCGUUCUGGGAUCAAGAUUUCAAAUUACUAGAUUUCCGGGUCGAUAGAUCAUCUUCUUGUUCCACCAUUGUUUGUACUGUGAACCAGCUCUUUCUACAUUAACAGCAUCAAAAUGCCAACUUUAAUUUGUUGAAUCUAUUAUAUUGUUGGUGUUGAAUGUUUGCCACUUUUGCUAUUUCAUUUAUCCAAACAUUUUCUCUCAU